Messenger RNA from Phlebotomus argentipes, 2011 nucleotides. RefSeq names its product tyrosine--tRNA ligase, cytoplasmic (gene TyrRS). Lineage: Eukaryota; Metazoa; Arthropoda; Insecta; Diptera; Psychodidae. Gene Ontology annotation, biological process: tyrosyl-tRNA aminoacylation. The coding region runs from base 124 to 1701 and encodes 525 amino acids. The transcript has 2 exons. Gene Ontology annotation, molecular function: tRNA binding; ATP binding; tyrosine-tRNA ligase activity. The record is from RefSeq and is a predicted model, not a curated record.
AAUCAAACUGUCACGGAGUUUCCCCCGCGCUUUUUCGGAACACGCCUGGGGAAGUGCGGUUAGGGAGCAGUUUCUUCCGGAGUCUGAGCAAACGUGGCUGUGCGAUAGAGAUUUGGCAGAGAGAUGGGUGAAAGUUGGGAGGUGAAAAAGCAGCUGAUCACGCGGAAUCUGCAGGAGACACUGGGCGAGGACAAGCUGGUGUCGAUCCUGAAGGAGGGGCGCGAUGUGAGAAUCUACUGGGGCACGGCGACGACGGGGAAGCCCCAUGUCGCCUACUUCGUGCCCAUGUCCAAGAUUGCGGACUUCCUGAAGGCGGGCUGCGAGGUGACGGUGCUGUUCGCCGAUCUGCACGCCUACCUGGACAACAUGAAGGCCCCGUGGGCGCUGCUGGAGCUCCGCGUGAAGUACUACGAGGCGGCCAUCAAGGCGAUGCUGCAAUCCAUCGGGGUGCCGCUGGAGAAGCUCAAGUUCGUCAAGGGCACGGAUUACCAGCUGUCCAAGGAGUACACGCUCGACGUGUACAAACUCACGUCCGUGGUGACGCAGCACGACGCGAAGAAGGCGGGCGCCGAGGUGGUGAAGCAGGUGGAGUAUCCGCUCCUCUCCGGACUCCUCUAUCCCGGCCUGCAGGCGCUGGACGAGGAGUACUUGAAGGUGGACGCGCAGUUCGGCGGCGUGGAUCAGAGGAAGAUCUUCACGUUCGCGGAGAAGUACUUGCCACAGUUGGGCUACGAGAAGCGCAUCCACUUCAUGAAUCCAAUGGUUCCCGGCCUGGCGGGCGGGAAAAUGUCCUCAUCCGAGGAAGACUCCAAAAUCGACCUCAUCGACUCGGCGGCCAAUGUGAAGAAGAAGCUGAAGCGCGCCUUCUGCGAGCCCGGAAACAUUGAGGACAACGGGUUGCUGUCCUUCGUCAAGCACGUCCUCUUUUCGCUCUUCCCGGCCGGCGAGGGAUUCGUGGUGAAGAGAAAGCCGGAAUUCGGCGGAGAUUCCACUUAUCUGACCUAUGAAGAACUGGAAACAGCCUUCGCCCGGCAGGAAGUCCAUCCGGGAGACCUCAAGGAGGCCGUGGAGCGCUACAUUAAUCGUCUGCUGGAUCCAAUCCGGAAGGUGUUCGAGAGUCCCGAAUUGAAAAAGCUGGCCGAACAGGCUUAUCCGGCGCCCGGGAAGGCGAAGAACGCGCCCAAGGCGACUGAGAAUGGCUCCGAAGACGGACCUCAUCGGCUGGAUCUUCGCGUGGGGCGCGUGGUGGAGGUGAAGAAGCACCCGGACGCCGACACGCUGUACGUGGAGAGCAUCGACGUGGGCGAGCCGACGCCCAGGACGAUCGUCAGCGGCCUGGCGAACUUCGUGAGCCUGGAGGAGAUGCAGAAUCGCCUGGUCGUGGUGCUGUGCAACCUGAAGGCGGCCAAGAUGCGCGGCGUGGAGUCCAAAGGCAUGGUUUUGUGCACCUCCAACGCUGAUCACACUCAAGUGGAGCCUCUGAUUGUGCCCGAGGGCGCAAAUCCCGGCGACAGGAUCACCGUGGAGGGCUUCCCGGGCGCCCCGGACGAGCAGCUGAAUCCCAAGAAGAAAGUGUGGGAGAAACUCCAAGCGGAUCUCAAGACGAACGCCUCCGGCGAAGCCACUUGGCAGGACAACGCGCUCCUGACGCCGGCCGGACAGAAACUCACGAGUCGCCUCGCGAGCGCCUCCAUAAAGUAACAAAAAUCGGCGAAAAGAGGAGUGAAUAAAGGCGCCUCUCUUGCAUUUAUUUGCUUUUAUUCAUGUUUUGUUGUUUCUCUUUAAAUUACAAAUCAGUUUCUCUCAUUUUUUAGUGUUUUUCUCUUCUCCUUGUUUUUUAUUUCUUCAUCUUCUUCAGAAAUCUCUCCAUCAAUUUCUAAACUAACUAAAAUGUCGAACAAAUUAACGUCCUUUUUUGCUGUGAAAUUUUGCAAUUUAUCUUUUCUCAUUCAUUUAUAAUAGUUUGUAAAUAUAAAUUAUGAUUUUUCUUUUGCUGAAUAAAAAGGGGGCG